CACUUUGCUACUGGCCUUUCUGGCGCGCUCUAUCUGUGUCUUGCUUGUGAAUAAUAAUUCUCUCUUCUGCUUCUUUAUAACCCCUUCACGGGCUGACCAAAUUAUAUACACUACUAAUUCGAUUUAGAGUGAGAAAAGAAAGAGAAAAAGAUCAAAAGAUUUCAUCGAACUAGCACAGAAAGUAAAAGUACUUUACUGUGUUAGCUUUCUCGUCGGCAACGAGUCCAAUGGACGAUGAAAAUUGGGUUCUGGUGAGAAGAUCCACAGACAAAGACUACUGGAACCCAAGCUCCUCCGUAGACGCAGAGCCUUCGAAGCCUCUCAAGGUUAGGUUCAGUGAACCAGCCAAGCACUGGACCGAUGCUAUUCCCAUCGGCAAUGGCCGUCUCGGUGCUAUGAUUUGGGGCGGUGUCGCUUUGGAGACUCUUAAUCUCAAUGAGGACACGCUUUGGACUGGGAUUCCUGGGGACUAUACAAACCCAGAUGCUCCAAAGGCACUAUCAGAGGUCAGAAAACUUGUUGACGAUGGUCAAUAUGCCGAAGCCACUGCAGCUGCAGUCAAACUGUCAGAUAAUCCUUCUGAUGUUUACCAACUUCUAGGCGAUAUCAAGCUGGAGUUUGAUGAAUCCCAUGUUGCAUUUGCUGAGGAAACCUAUAGGAGGGAGCUAGACUUGGACACUGCAACAGUAAAAGUUAAAUAUUCCGCAAGCGGUGUAGAAUUCACAAGAGAACAUUUUGCUUCAAAUCCAGAUCAAGUGAUUGUGACAAAAAUUUCUGGAAGCAAAUCUGGGUCUUUGUCCUUCACAGUAUCUCUUGACAGCAAGUUGCACCAUACUUCACAUGUAAAUGGUAAAAAUCAAAUUAUCUUGGAAGGAAGUUGUCCUGGUAAAAGAAUCAAACCUAAACUGAAUGAAAAUGACAAUCCAAAAGGAAUUCAGUUUUCUGCUGUUCUUGACCUACAAAUUAGUGAUGGUGUGGGUGUGAUACAUGUUAUGGACGAUAGGAAGCUGAAAGUUGAGGGUUCAGAUUGGGCUGUCAUGCUUCUGGUGGCUUCAUCUUCUUUUGAUGGGCCAUUCACUAAGCCUUCAGAUUCUAAAAAGGAUCCUACUUCAGAGUCGUUGAGCACAUUAAAUUCAAUAAGAAAGUUGUCAUAUACUGAUCUUUACACACGUCACUUAGAUGACUAUCAGAAACUUUUUCAUCGUGUCUCGCUGCAGCUUUCUAAAAGCUCUAGGAAUGUUACUAAUCUAUAUUCAGAAGGAGGUGAAGAUGAUACAGUUUCAACUGCAGCGAGGGUGAAAUCUUUUAAAACUGAUGAGGAUCCCUCUUUGGUGGAGCUACUAUUCCAGUAUGGUCGAUAUCUGCUUAUUUCUUGUUCACGGCCUGGAACUCAGGUGGCAAACCUGCAGGGAAUAUGGAACAACAAAAUUGAGCCACCAUGGGAUGGAGCUCCUCACUUGAAUAUCAAUCUUCAAAUGAACUAUUGGCCUUCCCUUCCUUGCAACCUCAAGGAGUGCCAGGAGCCAUUGUUUGAUUACACUUCAUCUUUGUCUGUGAAUGGGAGUAAAACUGCAAAAGUGAACUAUGAAGCUAGUGGCUGGGUUGUACAUCAAGUGUCUGAUAUAUGGGCCAAAACAUCUCCAGAUCGAGGUGAAGCUGUAUGGGCUUUGUGGCCAAUGGGUGGAGCAUGGCUUUGCACACAUCUCUGGGAGCAUUAUUCUUAUACAAUGGAUAAAGAUUUUCUGGAAAAAAUGGCAUAUCCCUUGCUGGAAGGUUGUGCUUCAUUUUUGUUGGACUGGUUAAUUGAAGGCCGGGGAGGAUAUCUGGAAACCAACCCAUCAACAUCACCUGAACAUACUUUUAUUGCUCCUGAUGGUAAACCUGCUAGUGUGAGCUUCUCAUCAACCAUGGACAUGGCAAUCAUAAAAGAAGUUUUUUCCGCCAUUGUUUCUGCUGCAGAGAUCUUGGGAAGAAGUAAGGAUGUUCUAGUUGAACAAGUUCGUACAGCCCAACCACGGCUUUAUCCAACAAAAAUUGCUAGAGACGGUUCCAUUAUGGAAUGGGCGAAAGAUUUUGAGGACCCAGAGGUGCACCAUCGGCAUGUAUCGCACCUAUUUGGCCUGUUUCCUGGGCACACAAUAACUGUUGAGAGAACUCCCGACCUCUGUAAAGCUGCAGACAAUACCCUUUAUAAAAGAGGGGAAGAUGGUCCUGGUUGGUCAACGACAUGGAAAACUGCCUUAUGGGCGCGUCUUCGCAACAGCGAGCAUGCAUAUCGGAUGGUCAAGCAUUUAUUUGACUUAGUGGAUCCUGAUCAUGAAAGUGACUUUGAAGGAGGCCUUUACAGUAACCUGUUCACUGCACACCCUCCUUUCCAGAUUGAUGCCAACUUUGGUUUUUCUGCAGCAGUGGCUGAAAUGCUUGUCCAGAGCACACUGAAGGAUCUGUACCUACUUCCUGCUCUUCCCCGUGAUAAAUGGGUGAAUGGCUGUGUUAAAGGGUUGAAAGCACGUGGUGGUGUGACGGUCAAUAUCUGCUGGAAUGAAGGUGAUCUCCAUGAAAUUGGCCUUUGGUCAAAGAAUCAAAAUUCUAUCAAAAGAUUACAUUAUAGAGGAACGACUAUUUCAGCAAAAAUAUUACCUGGCAGAGUACACACAUUUAAUAAGCAGUUAAAAUGUGUGAAAACGUACUCUCUCUCAGAAGCGGCUUUUCUUUGAACUCUCAGAUCAACUUAGUCUUUUUGAAGAGUGUUUACUUUCUUAGUUCCAGUCAAAUUUUCAGAGGAAAUUAAAAUUUUCCUAUUUUUUUUAGCUGCUUUUCUUUUCCAUUUUUUUUUUAGGAAUUUAGGGGUCGGGAUAAAUGAUUUAUUUAUUCAUUUCUUCCUAUGGUACAUUUCAUAACAUAUUUUUUGGAAAAUUAUUCAUUUCACAGUUUAACAAAUUCUUACUUUUUUUUUAUCAGUGAUUGCAAUUUAUUGUC
Cornus florida is the source of this 2979-nucleotide messenger RNA. Its product is annotated as alpha-L-fucosidase 2. Gene Ontology annotation, molecular function: alpha-L-fucosidase activity. The record is from RefSeq and is a predicted model, not a curated record. The transcript is spliced from 10 exons. Gene Ontology annotation, biological process: carbohydrate metabolic process. The coding region runs from base 228 to 2717 and encodes 829 amino acids. Lineage: Eukaryota; Viridiplantae; Streptophyta; Magnoliopsida; Cornales; Cornaceae.